Messenger RNA from Humulus lupulus (European hop), 1345 nucleotides. Its product is annotated as heavy metal-associated isoprenylated plant protein 36-like. Gene Ontology annotation, molecular function: metal ion binding. The transcript is spliced from 3 exons. Lineage: Eukaryota; Viridiplantae; Streptophyta; Magnoliopsida; Rosales; Cannabaceae. The record is from RefSeq and is a predicted model, not a curated record. Bases 121 to 993 code for a protein of 290 amino acids.
UUUAUAUAUAAAUAUAUAUAUAUAUGCCAUUUUCAUUUGCUUUCCCCUUUACACAGAACACACCAAUUAGCCUCUUCUUAUAUUCCACAUUCCAUCACUCUAUCAAAUUCUCUCUCUUUCAUGGCGAAUAAGCCACAGGAAGAAGCUUUAAAAUACCAGACAUGGGUCCUCAAAGUCUCAAUUCAUUGUGAAGGCUGUAAGAAGAAAGUGAAGAAAGUUCUCCAAAGCGUCGAAGGGGUUUAUACAACGACCAUUGAUUCUCAGCAGCACAAGGUAACAGUUACCGGGAACGUCGACGCCGAGACACUUCUAAAAAAGCUUUUGAGAUCGGGGAAACUCGCCGAGCUUUGGCCUGAAAUUAAGCCUUCUGCGAAGAAAAAGUUCGGAAAAUCUAAGAAGCAGAAAGCUGCAGAUAAUAGUAAUAAUACUCCCGAUCAAGAAGCUGCCAACGACGACGGAGACGAUAAGGCAGCUAAAAAUGACGGCUGUGGUAAUGACAUGGAUGGAAAAGAAGCCAAUGAAGAUGACGGCGAAAACGACGAAGCCGAUGGAGAUAUCGGCGGAGAAGGCGGUGGUGGAAAUAAUGAAGGUACCAAAAAGAAGAAAAAGAAGAAGAAGAAGAAAGGUGGGCAAAAUGGGAAUUCAGGUAAUGCCGGCGGUGAUAAUCCCGGCGAGUUUUCUCCAGGCGGUGCUCCGGUGGAGAUGGGUCCGAUGAACAUGACGUCAGUGAAUCAUCAUGGCCCACCAAUUCAGCAUGUAUUUCCCUACCCACCACCACCAACUUAUAGUUACCAACAAGCUCAUCCGGUUAUGUACGGAAUGAGUUACAAUACCACUUAUCCUAGCCCUAACGCUUCGUAUUUUGCUCCCUCCAUGCAUGGUGAUUAUAUGUUCUCUCAUUCCGACAUGUAUCCUUUACCGUUCGAUCAUUCGUUUCAUACGUAUAGCGACGGCGAUGACGACGACGACGAGACUGGAUGCUCAAUUAUGUGAUCAUCAUCAUCAUCAUCAAUCUAAAAGAGAUGAUAGAUUGCACGUGGAAUCAAGUGUACCAUAUACGCAGAAUAUACUAUAAUAACUUGCGUAUUACUAGUAUAUGGAGGAGAGAGAAUAUGGGGAUGAAUUUUGUACGAUUAAAAUCUAUCUCAUAUAUAAUAUAUAUAAUUAUUAAUUAGUGUGUAAAAAAGAUAAUCUUGGGGGGUUUGUGUGGUAUUUAAUAAGAUGAUCCAUCCAGCUUUUUGUUUCAACACUUUAUGCAUUGCUUAAGAAAAGGCCAAAUAUAAGGUUGUAAUAUAUGUUUUGAUGAUUGUAGGACCUAAAGAUCUUUAAUUUUUUUUCUCUCUCA